Lactuca virosa is the source of this 1217-nucleotide messenger RNA. NCBI's taxonomy places the organism in Eukaryota, Viridiplantae, Streptophyta, Magnoliopsida, Asterales, Asteraceae. The record is from the annotation of a GenBank genome assembly.
AAAUAUAAUAAUCUUAGUGUCAGCUCUUCUAUAAAUUCCAGAAGACUAGCUUGUCACAAAAACCAGUGAGGAGCGAAGUUUUAUACAAAAUAUGGUAAGCAUUCCGGGGAUGAUGAUAUCCUCUUCCGAUGGUCCCAGGCCCAUGCCAGUGAUCGCAAUGGGCACAGCAGCAGCGUCAGUCUUCCAUGGAAGUGAUGCCAUGGCACCAUCGACUAUAGUUGACGCCAUUAAGGUGGGUUAUCGUCACUUCGACACCGCAGUAACAUACCGAACUGAAAAACCUAUCGGUGAAGGUAUCAGCGAAGCACUCCGGCUGGGUCUUAUCAAGUCUCGAUCUGAACUUUUCAUUACGACCAAGCUGUGGGGCAUCUCCGCUGACCGCCAUCUUGUUUUACCAGCCAUCAAUCAGAGUCUCCGGAAUCUGGGAUUAGAGUAUGUGGAUUUGUAUCUUAUACACUGGCCACUGAAGCUAAACCAAGAUGAAGUGAGACUCCCUAUUCCCAAAGAGUGUAUAGCCGCAAUUGACCUCAAAGCAGUAUGGGAAGCAAUGGAGGAGUGUCAAAGUCUAGGACUCACAAAAUCCAUUGGCGUCAGUAAUUUUUAUCCUAAAUUGAUUCAACAGAUUCUUUCGUUUGCAAAAAUCCCUCCUGCUGUCAACCAGGUUGAGAUGAACCCACGUUGGCAACAAAAAAAACUCACUAAAUUUUGCAAAGAGAAUAGCAUCCUCGUGACUGCUUACUCCCCUCUAGGUGCUUUCGGCAAUAAGGCAUGGGGAGACAACCAUGUCAUGGAAUGCGAUGUUCUCCAAGAAAUUGCCAAGUCCAAUGGGAAGACAGUGGCUCAGAUUUCUCUAAGAUGGUUAUAUGAGCAAGGUGUGAGUAUCGCAGUAAAGAGCUUCAAUACAGAAAGGAUGAAGCAGAACUUAGACAUCUUCGGCUGGUCCUUGACUGAAGAGGAACUGGAAAAAAUCGACCAGAUUCCUCAACACAGGCUUGUGUAUCUAAUAGGCAAAAUGACAACUGAGCCUAACGAUAUAAUGGCUGAGAUUGAUGCAGAGCUUGAUUAAAGAAGUAUCAUGAUCAGUAAAAAUAAAUGUGACUGAUCAACUACUUAUGCAUACUUUAAUAAGACAUUGUUAAUUUGUUUGCAUGCUUAUAUAAAUAUGAAUGAUCAACUACUUAUCACAUAAAUAACACAUCCCAAAUAGUUUGACUCAA